Messenger RNA from Dipodomys ordii (Ord's kangaroo rat), 3568 nucleotides. It is a transcript of the gene Uspl1, whose product is annotated as ubiquitin specific peptidase like 1. The coding region runs from base 143 to 3451 and encodes 1102 amino acids. NCBI's taxonomy places the organism in Eukaryota, Metazoa, Chordata, Mammalia, Rodentia, Heteromyidae. The record is from RefSeq and is a predicted model, not a curated record. Gene Ontology annotation, biological process: Cajal body organization; protein desumoylation. Gene Ontology annotation, molecular function: SUMO binding. Gene Ontology annotation, cellular component: Cajal body. The transcript is spliced from 9 exons.
CGUGCCGUCGUGUCGGAGCUCAAGGUGGAACCCGAGAUCCAACCCGCCCGACAUGAAGGGGAGUGUCCGGAGCAGGGUUCAUUGAAAUAUCCUUAGUGAUAUUGAAAUGUUUCAAGUGACAUAAAUUAGCCAAUGACUCGGAAUGAUGGAUUCUCUGAAGAUUGGAAAUGGUUUGCCAGUGAUGGGACCGGGGACUGAUAUAGGGAGAUCAUCACUCCCCGUGGUGGGGUACUUGGGAAAAAAUUAUGAUCCAGCUAAAGUUACUUCAAUUGAGUAUUGCCCUGCUUGUAGAGAGAAGGGAAAAUUGAAUGCUUUAAAGACUUACCGAAUUAGUUUUCAAGAGUCUAUCUUUUUGUGUGAAGAUCUACAGUGCAUCUAUCCUUUGGGCUCUAGAUCACUUAAUAAUUUAAUUUGUCCUGAUUCAGAAGAUUGUCAUACUCCAAAUAAACCUCAGAAAAGAAAGAUACUGGAAACUAGCUGUAAAGAUUUGCCUCUUCUAUCGAGUUCCAAAAAGUCUAGACAUUCUGUUGUCACUGGCAGUGACGUGACUUUGAAUAGUGACUGUGAUGGAGAAGUAUGUAUUGCAGCCUUAUCAGACAUACAGCACAGUCGGAGUCAACAGAACCCAGUUAGAACAGUGGGCUACUUGGAGCCACAAGAGACUUUGGAAGCUGACAGUAACAUUCUGGUUGCUGAAGAUCCUGUUACGAUUACCAUCUCUGGAACUCGGGGAAUUUCCCCUCAAAAUGAAAGGUCUGACCCGGAAACACCAUUGGAGAAUAGAGCUGUAUCAUAUCAGCAUACUAUGUAUGUGCAGUGGAGAAAUGCUCAUGCUUUGUGUUGGUUAGACUGCAUCCUGUCAGCCUUGGUGCAUUUGGAAUGGCUGAAGACCACUGUGACUGAACUUUGUUCCAAGGAGAAAUCCAUAUUUUGGCGGCUCUUCGAGAGAUAUAGUCAAGCAAAUAAGCUUCUGUAUGCCAAUCAGUUAGAAAGAGAUAAAGAUGAAGAUGGGGAGAAACUUACUUCUGAAGUAUUCACAGAGAUAGAGACCUGUCUGAAUGAAGUCAGAGAUGAAUUUUUUUCUAAACUUCAGCCCCAGCUUAGAUGCACAUUAGGUGAGAUGGAAAGUCCUGUGUUUGCAUUUCCCCUGCUCUUAAAGAUAGAGCCCCAGAUUGAAAAACUCUUCACAUACUCUUUUUCUUGGGACUUCGAAUGUUUACAGUGUGGACACCAGUAUCAGAACAGGUGUAUAAAGAAUCUGGUCACCUUCACAAAUGUUAUCCCUGACUGGCACCCACUUAAUGCCGCCCAUUUCGGACCGUGUAACAAUUGCAACAGUAAAUCACAAAUAAGAAAAAUGAUAUUGGAAACAGUGUCUCCUAUAUUCAUGCUGCACUUUGUAGAAGGCUUGCCACGGAGUGACCUACAGCACUACACCUUCCACUUUGAAGGCAGCCUUUAUCACAUAACGGCCAUAAUUCAGUACCGAGCAAGUAACCACUUCAUAGCCUGGACUUUAGAGCCUGGUGGUAGUUGGCUGGAAUGUGAUGAUUUAAAAGGCCUGUGUGUUGAAAGGCACGAGAAAUUUGACAUUCCUGCCUCAGAGAUACAUAUUGUUAUUUGGGAAAGAAAAACAUCCCAGAUGACAGCUAAAGAAGCUGCCUGCCUUCCACUCAAGAAGUCCAGCGGUGAGCCUGCUCCAGGUGAGGGGAGACCAGCAUCUCCAGCGCUGUGCUCAGGGCACGAAGCUGCUGCUGCUGCAGUGGAGGCCGCCUCAGCCGCUCACCCCCCACCUGCAUCAGAUGCUCCUCAUGCUCUUGCACUGGAGAGAGCUGAAAUGCAUGGACAUUCUAUAUUUUCAAGUCCAAAUGAUGUGGUUGACCAUAAUAAUGUAUGCUUGAUGCUUGAAGGAACUAUCCAGGAAGCCACCUCUGUUUUCCAAAUGAACUCUAAAGCUUUGCUAGUUCAAAACAAACCUGUGGCAGAAGUUGCAGGACCUGUCAUGGCAAAUACUCCACAAUCACUAGAGUCACCGAUGGUCUCUUCCCUGUCUCCAUGUAAAGAAAAGUUUAUCCAAAUGCAGUUGGUGGAUUUAAGCUUUCCACUUCAGCUUGCAAGUACAGAUGCACAGUCAGAACAGCAGAGCACAGAAGAUGGUACAGCUAUUAAAUCUGUGAAUACUGCUCCUGCUGCUGGUUUUGUACAGGAAGACAAGUCAGUGGGAAUUCAGGACACUCCAUUUAAACAAUUGUCCCCAUUAAAAAUUGAGAAAUUAAAACCAGACAAUGAAAAUAAGCAGCACACUACAUCUCAGGCUUCUAAUUUGAAGAAAAAAGAAAUCACAGUAAAUCCUCAAAUCCUAACAGCAAAGUUAUCAGAGAAUCCACCUCCAAAAGAGACUCAGAAGAAGCCAUUUGUGGGAAGUUGGGUUAAAGGGUUGUUAAGCAGGGGUGCUUCAUUUAUGCCUCCCUGUGUUUCUGCCCAGAAUAGAAACUCUUUAACUGAUUUGCAGCCUUCAGUUAAAGGAGCGCGCAGCUUUGGUGGCUUUAAGACAAAAGGUGUAAACCAAAAGGCCAGCCGGGCAUCCAGAAGAGCUGGCAGAAACGCAGGUAAGCCACCUGCUGUGAAUAGCAGCCCUCCCCCAGUCUCUUCCCAAGCCCCUCCCCCAGCAGGCAGCACCAUGGCUCAUCCACACACAGGUGGGGAUGCUGCUGCAGGACUUUGGAAGGUCCAGGGAAGCACUGUACAGGGAAUGCACCUCAAUGGCCAUUCACAUGGAAAUGAAAGUAGCAGCUCUCCAGCCAACCAUGGAGACUCCGUGCAAAGUGAGAUUCAUAAACUUCGACUGAAACUUCUUAAGAAAUUAAGGGCAAAGAAGAAGAAAUUAGCUGCUCUUACAGCUUCUUCCCCAGAUAGGACACUUCCAAAUGAAAAUGUAGAACAUGGGUCCCAUUAUGGGUCUCCAAAUGACUGUGAAUCAAUAGAAGACUUGUUAAAAGAACUACAAUAUCAAAUUGAUGCUGCUGAUAAAAAGACUGCAUGUACUCCUGUGCCUAGUGUCUCAUACAAUGGUCAAACUCAUGAAGAAAUUUUAGCAGAAUUACUGUCUCCUACGCCUAUAUCAACAGAGCUGCCAGAAGAUGCAGAAACAGACUUGCGGUAUCUGGAGAUGGGAGAUGACCACACUCCAGCAUCAGUACCUAGUGAAUUAACCAGUGUGCCCCAGACACAUCUCAAACAGGACCACAACUAUUGCAGUCCUACCAAGAGAAAUCAGUGUGAAGCUCAGCCUGACUCACUCACAAAUAACACCUGUAUGAGAACAUUAAAUUUGGAGAGUCCCAUGAAGACUGAUAUUUUUGAUGAGUUUUUUUCUACUUCACUAACUUCUUUAGCAAAUGACACAUUAGACAUACCUCACUUUGAUGAAUAUCUGUUUGAGAAUUGCUGAAUUCUUAUUAACUCUAGUUUAAUAUUUAUUAUUGUUUAUAGAAAAUAUUCUGUUUUCAGGUAGUAUUUGCACACUGGUCUUGUGUAAUAAUGGUGAAUAAAAUAUAAGCUGCUGAAG